UUAUAUUUUAUGUGGGAUGUAUUAAUUAGAGUUGAACACGUGACUCCUAUUAAUAAAGUCUUUUUAGGGCGCCAGUUGGUGUGUGUGUGUGAGCUUCAAAUUUCUGAUCCUAGCUGCGAUUUAUAAGAUCUACAAUGUCAGAAGAUUCCAAGCCUGAUGUGAAGCCUGAUGUCCAGACAGAGAGUGAGCACAUCAACUUAAAAGUAACUGGCCAGGAUGGCUCAGUAGUCCAUUUCAAAAUCAAGCGAAACACACCGCUCAAGAAACUGAUGCAGGCGUACUGUGACAGACAGGGCUUUCAAUUAUCCACCAUCAGAUUUGUGUUUGACGGGAAUAGUGUUGGACCCGAGUGCACUCCGAAUGCACUUGAAAUGGAUGAUGAGGACACCAUAGAAGUAUUCCAGCAACAAACUGGUGGCUCCUCUUAGUGAACUCACUACCCCAUUUUGUUGUUGUGUUCAUGACCAAUAAACCAUGCACAUUUCUAGCUAACGUCUUGCUCAUACGUGUUACACAUGCACAUAUACUCCAUUCAUGUUCCUUUCUGGUCUGAUUUAAUUGCUCAUUAUUGAUGCAACAUGUUGGCAUGGGACAUUAUUAAUUAUAAUAUCAAUGA
Halichondria panicea is the source of this 616-nucleotide messenger RNA. Its product is annotated as small ubiquitin-related modifier 3-like. The transcript is spliced from 4 exons. Bases 135 to 428 code for a protein of 97 amino acids. Gene Ontology annotation, molecular function: ubiquitin-like protein ligase binding; protein tag activity. Gene Ontology annotation, cellular component: nucleus. The record is from RefSeq and is a predicted model, not a curated record. Gene Ontology annotation, biological process: protein sumoylation. NCBI's taxonomy places the organism in Eukaryota, Metazoa, Porifera, Demospongiae, Suberitida, Halichondriidae.